AUGUUAUGUGUGAAUGAUCUAGGAGGGGACUUCAUGGGAGUUGGUAAAGGCUCCUUAGCUGCUGAUAAGGUUGUUGAAGAAAUAAGAAGGAAAGGCGGAAAAGCAGUGGCCAACUAUGAUUCAGUGGAAGCAGGAGAGAAGGUUGUGAAGACAGCACUGGAUGCUUUUGGAAGAAUAGAUGUUGUGAUCAACAAUGCUGGAAUUUUGAGGGACCGUUCCUUUGGUAGAAUAAGUGAUGAAGACUGGGAUAUCAUCCAGAGAGUUCAUUUGCGGGGCUCAUUCCUGGUGACCCGGGCAGCGUGGGAUCACAUGAAGAAACAGAAAUUUGGAAGGAUCAUCAUGACUUCAUCGGCUUCAGGAAUAUAUGGCAACUUUGGCCAGGCAAAUUAUUGUGCUGCAAAGCUGGGUCUUCUGGGCCUUUCAAAUUGUCUUGCAGUUGAAGGCGAGAAAAGCAACAUUCAUUGUAACACUAUUGCCCCUACUGCUGGAUCACGGUUGACCCAGAACAUUUUGCCUGAUGAUCUUCUGGAAGCUCUGAAGCCAGAUUACGUGGCACCCCUGGUCCUUUGGCUUUGCCAUGAGAGUUGUGAGGAAAAUGGUGGCUUGUUUGAGGUUGGAGCAGGAUGGAUUGGAAAAUGUAAGUCCCUUUUGGUUUUUGGUUUGCCAUACAUUAUUUCCAUAUCUUUAAACCUGCAUAUCCAGCCCCGUCCUCGAAAAGCUGCGUGUAAUUCUGUGAGGGAACGAAACCGCCCGCCUCGGCCCGGCACGACGAUGACCACUUGCCUGAGGCGUCUCACAACAGGAGGUCCCGACACGGAACACGGUGCUGCCGAGGAAAACUAA
This is a messenger RNA of Balaenoptera acutorostrata (minke whale), 843 nucleotides long. Its product is annotated as peroxisomal multifunctional enzyme type 2-like. The coding region runs from base 1 to 843 and encodes 280 amino acids. Lineage: Eukaryota; Metazoa; Chordata; Mammalia; Artiodactyla; Balaenopteridae. The transcript has 10 exons. The record is from RefSeq and is a predicted model, not a curated record. Gene Ontology annotation, molecular function: oxidoreductase activity.